This is a messenger RNA of Heterostelium album PN500, 1596 nucleotides long. RefSeq names its product annexin (gene nxnA). NCBI's taxonomy places the organism in Eukaryota, Evosea, Eumycetozoa, Acytosteliales, Acytosteliaceae. The record is from RefSeq and is a predicted model, not a curated record. The coding region runs from base 1 to 1596 and encodes 531 amino acids. The transcript has 3 exons. Gene Ontology annotation, molecular function: calcium-dependent phospholipid binding; calcium ion binding. Gene Ontology annotation, cellular component: plasma membrane; cytoplasm.
AUGUCAGCACCAGGUCAAUAUAAUUCACCUCCACCACCUGCUGGUCAGCAACCAGCUCCAGGUCAAUACCCACCACAACAAGGUUACCCACCACAACAAGGUUAUCCACCACAACAAGGAUAUCCUCCUCAACAAGGUUACCCACCUCAACAGGGAUACCCACCACAACAAGGUUAUCCACCACAACAAGGUUACCCACCACAACAAGGUUAUCCACCACAACAGGGAUACCCUCCACAACAAGGUUAUCCACCUCAACAACAACAAGGUUAUGGUUAUCCACCACAGCAACAAGGUUACCCACCUCAACAAGGAUACCCACCACAACAAGGAUACCCACCAGCCCCAGCAGCCGGAGGAUAUCCACCACAACAAGGUUACCCACCACAACAAGGCUAUCCACCACAACAAGGUUACCCACCAGCCCCAGCAGCCGGAGGAUAUCCACCACAACAAGGUUAUCCACCUCAACAAGGUUAUCCACCACAACAAGGUUAUCCACCAGCACCAGCAGCCGGAGGUUAUCCACCAGCACCAGCAGCAGGAGGUUAUCCACCAGCACCAGUCGGAGUUGCACCAGUUGGAGCUGCCCCAGUCGGAGUUGCCCCAGUUGGAGUUGCACCAGUUGGAGUUGCUGCCGUUCCAGCUGUCCAAUUCGCACUUGUCAGAGUAUGUGCUAUUACUCAUGACUUGAAGCGUGAUGCUGAGAAUUUAAGAAGAGCCAUGAAGGGAAUUGGAACUGAUGAACAUACUUUAAUUGAAAUUCUAGGUAAUAGAAAUUGGGAAGAACGUGCUGGUAUCAUCAGAGAAUACAGUGUUUUCAUUGGUAGAGAUUUAGUAAAGGAUAUUAAAUCAGAGACAUCUGGAAACUUCAAGUUGACUUUGGUUGCACUCUUGACUGACCCAGCUCAAUAUGAUGCUGAUAAUAUUUACAAUGCCAUGAAAGGUGCUGGAACAAAUGAACAUUGUUUACAAGAGAUUUUAAUUACAAGAUCCAAUGCCCAAAAGAUGAGAAUCAAUCAAAUCUUCAACUCUGACCAUCACAAGAGUUUGAAGCACUGGGUUAGCUCUGAAACCUCUGGUGAUUUCAAGCGUUUGUGUGAAGAGUUACUCGAACCACGUGAUGAGUCAAUGAUUGUUGACGUUGCCGGUGCCAUGAGAGACGUUGACACUCUCUAUUAUGCCGGUGAGGGUCGUGUCGGUACCGACGAGAAGACCUUUAUCAACAUCUUCACAAGACGUAACUUCUUACAGUUGCGUGAGAUCGCACGUCUCUACCCUACCAUGCACAAGCGUCACACCCUCCAAAAGGCAAUCGAGUCAGAGUUCUCUGGUGACAUCAGAUCGGGUCUCCAAGCGAUCCUCUACUUUGCCACCGAUUCUUUCGGUUACUUUGCAUCAAUCAUCCACAAGUCAAUCGCCGGUGUCGGUACCAACGACGACAAGCUCAUUAGAAACAUUAUUUACUGUCAAUCAUUCUUGACUCUCAUCAAGCAAUACUACUUAGCCAACUACGGUAAGACAUUACAUCAUGCAAUUGCAAAUGAUUGUUCCGGUGACUACAAGAAAUUACUCUUGGAAAUUGUUGGUGCUUAA